AUGGCGUCCUCCAGAAGUGGUCUCUUGUGUGCAAUCAUGUUUUUAGCAAUUCAUGGAGGCUGGGCUCAGACUUCCGAUACAAUUAGUAGUGCCUGCAGUAAUGCCUUAUAUACACACUUUUGCGUUUCAUCAUUGUCCAAAGCUUCUGGGGCUUUGGAGGCAGAUUUAACCCAGCUUUCUGUUAUCGCAGUCCGUUUGUCUAGUGAAGUAGCGAAACCUGUUUCUAGGUUUAUAGAAAAGCUCAAAAAAAGAAAUCCCAAUGUCUCGGCUCUUGAAGACUGCUCAGAUCUAUUGAAGGAUACAAGGGAACAGCUUCAUGAUUCACAGUCAGAACUAAAGCAAUUGUCUAAUGUCAAUUUCAUGGAAUAUGUAGAAGAUGUGCUCACAAGGCUGAGUGGUGUGGAGACUAAUCAGGAUACAUGUUUGAGUGGGUUGAAAGAAAGCAAUGUUCCUGCAACCUUGGUUUCCAGUGUAAAAGAUAAUACAGAUAAUCUGACCAUGUUGAUUAGUGAUGCUCUAGCUGUUGUUAGCACUCUUCGGCAACAGGGACACAUUUGCCUACUUUAG
Molecule: messenger RNA, 567 nt
Organism: Cryptomeria japonica (Japanese cedar)
Lineage: Eukaryota; Viridiplantae; Streptophyta; Pinopsida; Cupressales; Cupressaceae
Product: pectinesterase inhibitor 4-like
Exons: 1
Coding region: 1-567 (188 amino acids)
Molecular function (GO): enzyme inhibitor activity
Source: RefSeq, a predicted model, not a curated record